AAUACACGAAUUCACAGCGCAUCAAACUGGCAAAAAAAUUAAGGCAAAGCGGAAAAAAAAAAAAAAAAAAAUUCUCAAUCGUCUCUCGUCAAAGCAAAACCCUAAAGUUCCAAAGAUCUUCGAGAUGAAAGGUGGUGAAACCAAAGCUCAAGCCAAGGGCACUGAUGAUAGAUUGAAAACCAGAGGUAAGAAAGCUGGGAAGAAAACCAAGGAUCCAAACAAGCCUAAGAGGCCUCCGAGUGCCUUCUUCGUCUUCCUGGACGGAUUCCGACGUGAGUUCAAUGAAGCUAACCCUAACAACAAAUCCGUCGGAGCUGUUGGUAAAGCUGCUGGAGCGAAAUGGAAAUCGAUGAGUGAUGAAGAGAAAGCUCCUUAUGUAGCCACGGCAGAGAGCAAAAAGAGUGAAUAUGUCAAGACUAUGCAAAAAUACAACAUGAAAUUGGCUAAUGGAACCAAUACUGGAGAUGAUGACUCUGACAAGUCCAAGUCUGAAGUCAACGAUGAGGAAGAAGGUGGAAGUGCAGAGGAGGAAGAUGAUGAUUAGAAGAUGGAUCAGUGAUUUGUCUUUCAAGUAUCUUCUGUUGUUAUGUUGUUAGCUAGUUUUUAGGGAGAAGAAUAGUUACACUGCUGCUAUGUAUUCCCCUUUAUGUUAACUGGGAUUAUUCAUAUGUAUUUCCAACUUCUCGUGAUAACUUCGGAUUUAGCCUUUGAGCUUCGUUUCUACUUUUAUGAGAUGGUAUCAUGUGUUUGCAUUCUUCUGAUUC
Messenger RNA from Eutrema salsugineum, 764 nucleotides. RefSeq names its product high mobility group B protein 4. Lineage: Eukaryota; Viridiplantae; Streptophyta; Magnoliopsida; Brassicales; Brassicaceae. Bases 125 to 544 code for a protein of 139 amino acids. The transcript has 8 exons. The record is from RefSeq and is a predicted model, not a curated record.